Molecule: messenger RNA, 1578 nt
Organism: Anastrepha ludens (Mexican fruit fly)
Lineage: Eukaryota; Metazoa; Arthropoda; Insecta; Diptera; Tephritidae
Product: protein ILRUN
Exons: 4
Coding region: 215-1123 (302 amino acids)
Molecular function (GO): protein binding
Source: RefSeq, a predicted model, not a curated record
AUUUUGUUGUUGUACUAAUUGCGUUUAUCAGCAUCUGUAGUAGAAUUCCAAGAUUUAUACUUAGAAAAUUAUUUGUCUUUUUUGUCACUAUUAUUGGUAAUAAAAACAAACUUGUAAAGACUAAGUGGGUAUAUUUAUUUUGGAAGCCUAUUUAGCAAAUUAUUCAAGACCAACGGCACGCAACUGAAAAGUUCAAUAACUGCACGUUUCGAAGAUGGAUAUAAGCGAGAGCUUUGAACAACAGCAACAACAAUCCGAAAAUCUGCAGCAACAACAUCAACAACUGCAAAUGCAAUGUGAACCCGCUUUUCAGCCACAAAAUAUUGGACCUACAACCACGCCCUUGGCGGUGCCUUUUACGCUACCAGCUACAAAUGGCUUCGAUCCAACAACGAUAAAUCCAUCAUCAUCGCCUCCAUUUGUGUCAUCUGGACAAGCCAUACCUCUACCGGCUCCGCCACAAAUGAAAUCACCGUUAAUGGUCCAACCGCCACCACAACCCCAGGGACUGGAACAGCAGCAUCGUCCAAGAAAUGAUAUUGAUAUUGAUUCUUUACUACUCCAACAGUUUAGCUGUUUGGGUACAACUGAUCAUGAGGAUUUGGUUAAGCAAUUCCAAAGUCUCAUGAAUAAUCAAGUGGAUCAAGAUGCUGCAAAAUUCUAUUUGGAAAUGAGUAACUGGAAUCUGCAAACGGCUGUCGGCUGCUACUUAGACAUCCACACUUUUCAAACGCUGCCUUCGAUGAAGAUUGUCCGUCAAUCUCGUCCAAGUGAACAUCAGCAGGCGUUUAGGCUACAAAAUGAUGGCACUAUUGACUGGCCGAUCGGAUGCUACCUAACAGCACCUAGUCAGAAGCAGCGGAUUGAAGUUCCUGCUUUAAAGCCAGGAGAAACUUGUGAUAUUUUAGCCGAUAUUCCCCCAAAUCAGCCAGCGCUUAUGUGGAGAUUGUGCACACCAAAUGGUUGGAAUGUGGGAGAACCUAUAUGGAUGGUUCCGCCAGGUAUGACGGAUACACAGGCUGAACUUAGCGACCGCAUGUCGCAGCUAUUGAUGUCGGUGGAUUCGUCCAACAGCGACAGUUGUCCACAAGUGAAUGUUGUGAUAUCGGUUAACAUGGAAUGAAACAAGAGUGUAUUGAAGCGAAUGAAGCGUUCGGGAGAGUGUUGAUUUACAUAAUAAAUAUCCGAUUUCUUUGUUUUACAUUUUAACGAUGCUCUUUGUAAUAUUGGUUAAUUUUUCCUUUUUUCCCCCAUUCUUAUAUAUAAUACGCAUACAUAUAUUUCUUUUACUACAUAUAUUUAAAAAGAAAAUUACAUUGGUACUAAUAAAUUUAGAAAUGGUUUGAAUAUUUUAUAAUGCCUUAGGACAGUAAGAAGAUAAAAAUUGUAAUGAUUAAACAUUCAUCCAUAUGUAUAUGAGCGUCUAUAUAUUCACAUACAUAUAGAUGCACAUGUGUAUAUUGUUUUAUUACCUUUAUUAGUACAUGCAUACAAAUUAUUUUACACGCUCAAUAGGCAUAAGCAAUGCAACUUACUUAGUUUGAAAUUUAAUAAAGAGUGAAGUUCAUGGAGACAAGA